AGAGUCACUUAGAUAACCCGGAAGACAUGUUUGUUUAUCUCGGGAAACGUGCAAACAAGUGUCUUUCUACGAUUUUUAUCCUGAGGAUCUCUUUGGCGAACUUAAGCAUGGCAAGCAAGUCGGUUUUACCCACAAAAGACCGAGCUCUUAAAGGCAGAGAGACGAAAAUGGUCGUGGCAGCGAAGCAUGCAGUCACAGGGAAGCCCACAGUCGAGCCAUUUCCUGACGGGACAGAGAUGAUCAUGUUUGGUAUGGGCUGUUUUUGGGGUGCAGAGAGACGCUUCUGGACUCUUCCUGGUGUGUUCUCUACUCAAGUGGGAUAUGCAGGUGGAUUCACCCCCAACCCAACCUACAAGGAGGUGUGUUCAGGUCUAACGGGUCACACGGAGGUGGUGCGUGUGGUCUACCCUCCUAAAGAUGUGAGCCUGGAGAAACUGCUGAAGGUGUUCUGGGAGAGCCAUGACCCCACUCAAGGUAUGGCUCAGGGGAAUGAUAAAGGUACACAGUAUCGCUCUGCAAUCUACACAUACAGUCCAGAACAGCAGGAACAAGCCAUGAGGACUAAAGAGACCUACCAGCAGGCUCUGAAGCAGAAAGGUAAGGGUGAGAUCACCACAGAAAUCAGACAGGACGAGGUCUUCUAUUAUGCUGAGAAUUACCAUCAGCAGUACCUGCACAAGGUGCCUAAUGGGUACUGCGGGUUAAAGGGCACCGGGGUCACCUGCACUUUCAGCUCCAACAAGGACGAACUUUGAAUCGGAGGUCGCUAGGGAGCAUGUCUCUUUUUCUAACUCAGGUGUUUAACGCUUACAAAUGAGGAAAUACAAGCAAAGUGAUAUAUCACGUGGAGAACAAUACAAGUAGUGCUACCAUGCAAGAUUUAUAAUUGAGUGAAAUAGCUAUUAGUAUUACAAUUAGUAUUCGCAAUAAUAUUACAAUACAGGUGUGUAAAAUAUAAUUAUUCAUAUGUGAUACAUUUAGCAUAUGAAUAAUUCUAUUUUACAUGCAGUACAUUUGAAAUCACGGUUAUGUGCGCUAAACAAAGAAAGUCAAAAAAAAAAGUUUUUCAGGCUGAUCUCUCUCUCUCUCUCUCUCUCUCUCUCUCUCCUUCUCUCCUUCAGACAUGGGUGUGUGGUUAUCAUAGAACACAACACUUUGUCUUUUUGAAUUUGUUAAGUUUGGCAGCAGUGUCGUGUGUGAUGUGCUCACCAUGUUUCCUGUUAAAGCCCAUUGCAGUCUUUAUAUAUAUAUAUAUAUAUUAUAAUAUAAUGUGUGUGUGAGAGAGAGAGAGAGAGAGAGAGAGAGAUAUUGAUAUUGAGAGAGAGGAAAUUAACACUUUUUGGUAAAAUGUAUAUACAGCUGCGGUCGGAAGUUUGCAUCUGUUCAGUCACCUGAUCACUUCUUGCUAACAUCAGUGUAAAAAUAAUCACUGAUUCAUUCUGUCGGUACUCAGGGUAAUUCCACUAUGGCACAUAGCUAUCCAAAAUCUUGAUUGUGAUGAAAUCACACUUGCAACUGGCUCCUUACACAACAGGAUUAUAAAGCCACCUAAAUACAAACAGGUAAAUAAUGUGCGGUAAAUAUGUUAAACUAUAUUAUUGGCAGAAAAAAAAUAUUUUGAUGAAAGCCCAAUUUUUUUUUUUUUUUGGGGGGGGGGGCUGUUUUCUAGAAGUUAGUCAUAUCAAUGUCCAGCAGGUUUUAUGCAAAAUUCACGUGUUAUAGUUGUCUAAGGGCAGUUGUUGAAUUCCAGCAAUAUACAGUACUGUGUAAAAGUCUUAGGCACAUGCAAUGAAAUGCUGUAGAGCAAAUAUGCCCUCAAAAAGAAUUGAAUUUAAUUGUUUCUUCAUUUAAAAAAAAAAAAUACUAUAAACAGCAGUAAGCAGUAAUAAAUGAAAUAAUAUUUGAUGUAACGACCCUUCGCUUUUAAAAAAAAAUAAAAAUGCACAUUAGUCGUCCCAGGUAUAAUUUGUGCAGUUUUAUAAGGAAAUGAGUUGGUAAGUUUUACUGAGCAUCUUGCUUUUUAUUUUUGCAGCAAAACCCAGCAGCCUUCAUUAUGUCUUUCACUCUAUUUUAAAAAAAUAAAAAAUAAAAAAAAAGGGGGGGGGGGGUCUCUUACAUAACAUUCUGCCUUCUUUAAUUACAUACAAACAUUUUUCUGUAACAUUUAAUUUUUUUGCUGGAAAACUAAUGAUUGGAAAUCGAAAAUGCUUUUGUACUGACUCGAUAAUAUAGAAGUCAUAAAAUAAUGAUUUCUUCUGUUUUUGUGUAUGUCUCGUACUAAAUAGCUUUAGAUCUUCAAACGAAAUAUAAUAUAAAACAAAGGCAACCUGAGUAAACACACAACACAGUUUUUAUUUAUUUCUUUUUUUUAUUGAAGCAAAAAAGGUUAUCCAACACCUAUUAUUAAUGUGAAAAACUAUUUGCUCCCUUAAACAUAAAAUCAGGUUGUGCCUGCUUCAACAACAACAACUGCAACCAAACGCUUCCGAUAACUGGAGCUCAGUCUUUCACUUACUUCUAGGACUUGCUCAUAUACUUUAGAUAAGUGUGUUGUUGCAUAAUCCAGUUGCGCUUGAGUUUCACCUUACGGACUGAAGACCGGACAUUCUCCUUUAGGAUUUUCUGGUAGAGAGCAGAAUUCAUGUUUCCCUCAAUUACUGCAAGUUGCCCAGAACCUGAAGCAGCAAAGCAUCCCCACACCAUCACACUUCCACCACCAUGCUUGACCGUGGGUAUGAUGAUCUUUUUGUGGAAUUCUGUGUUUGGUUUACGCCAGAUGUAACGGGACUCCUGUCUUCCAAACAGUUCCACUUUCAACUCAUCAGUCCACAGAACAUUCUCCCAAAAGGUUUGUGGAUCAUCACGGUGUGUUUUGGCACAAUUCAGACGAGCCUUAAUGUUCUUCUGGGUCAGCAGUGGUUUUCCCCUCGCCACUCUUCCAUGGAGGCCAUUUUCCCCCAGUGUCUUUCUGAUAAUGGAGUCAUGAACAGUGACCUUUAUUGAUUCAAGAGAGGCCUGUAGGUCCUUUGAUGUUGUCCUUUGCUCUUUUGUGAUUUCCUGGAGUUGCUGUGCUCUUGGAGGAAUUUUGGAAGGUCGGCCACUUCUGGGAAGGUUCAUUACUGUGAGAUUUGGAGAUAAUGGCUCUCACUGUGGUUCUUUGGAGUCCCAGAGCCUUUGAAAUAGCUUUGUAACCCUUCCCAGACUGAUGUAUUACAAUCACCUUCUUCCUCAUCAUUUCUGGAAUUUCUUUCAAUUUUGCCAUAGUGUGUUACUGGGUAUUUUGUGUUUACUCAGGGCCUUUAUUUUAUCUUAUUUUUUGUUUUGAUUUCUGAAACAAUUUCGUAUAACAUAUACACACAAAAAAAAAAACAGAUGAAAUCAGGAUGGGGCAAAUACUCUCACAGCAUUUAUGUAGUAGAUUGAGAUUAGUUUGGAAAACAUUGAAGUAUUUCUUUAACGCUGAACAGAGAUGUAAGUGGAAUUGAUUUCCUGUUCGAAUAUUAAGAGGCUGUGUGCUCUAUAGUGAAGUGGAUUGUCUUUAAGUUCAUCUCAAUUAUGUAUGCCAUGCUAAUGAUCAUUUCAAAAGCAAUGUGAUACACAAAAGUGAAAAUUGUGGUGAGAUUUGAUUAAAUUACACACUCAUAACAACUUCACAUUUGCCUAAAUAUUUUUCUCCUUGCUUUUUAAAAAAUGUAUUUUAUGCAGAUUAAUAGACCUGAUGUUCUCCGUGUUUAUUUUUACUGUGUUUAAACUGAUCAGCUCUUUACUGGGGUCUGUUAAAGCAGUAACAACAUGCAUCUGCAUUUUACAUUGUACGCUUCAUAUGUGCAGUGAAGAUUUUAGCAUGCAGGGAAACAACUCUGCCUUGAAAAAUAAGCAUGUGCAGCCUCAAAAUGGUGUCUAAGCAUUCAAAAGCAGAAUAUAUCUGCCAGCCUAUAGGAUCGUCUAUAAGUUUUAUUUAAAAUUCGUUCAAUAAAUGAUCACAUAAACAAGCUGGGAUAUGCGAAGAUAAGAAUUUCACUGUGCUGUAAUGAUUAUGUGACAAAUAAAGGCUGCUUAUUCUUCUUAAGAUAAAA
This is a messenger RNA of Ictalurus punctatus (channel catfish), 4076 nucleotides long. RefSeq names its product methionine sulfoxide reductase Ab (gene msrab). Bases 27 to 755 code for a protein of 242 amino acids. The transcript is spliced from 6 exons. The record is from RefSeq and is a predicted model, not a curated record. Gene Ontology annotation, cellular component: cytoplasm. Gene Ontology annotation, molecular function: peptide-methionine (S)-S-oxide reductase activity. Lineage: Eukaryota; Metazoa; Chordata; Actinopteri; Siluriformes; Ictaluridae. Gene Ontology annotation, biological process: cellular response to oxidative stress.